UUUAUUAUUAUUCUGUGUCCCAGGCAUAGCUUUCUGUUCACUAUGCAGUGCAGUUAUGCCACUCAGCUUGAUAUCCAACCCUGAAUCCAACAUACUGUAGCUCUGCUAUGUGCCGCAAACUCAGCCUGCCUUCUUAAAAAACUGGGGGGAAAUGAGACUAAAUUAAAUGUAGCAAGGUCGUUGGAAACAUUGUGAUGGUAUUAUAAAGUAAAUGAAUUCCAUUAGACUUUGGUACUUCCUUUAUCACAUGAUGGCACUUAAAACAAAUAGUAUGUGAUUGGUCUGCAAGCCCUGAGGGGACCAUGUUCCCGUGGUGGAUGUCACUGAAUAUAUUUAAUGUUAGCUGUGCAUAGCAAUUUCCUGAGUGCUGAAACAGCUUUAUUUUGAUGUUAAAGCUUUGUCAGUGGUUUACUAAGCGAGUUUUCAUGUCUUUAGCAUUUUUCAAUGCACGUCUAUUAGAAAAGUUGCAAGCUGGCAGCACAUUAUUGCCCUAUGUAUAGUUAGAGCAACUCCAAUUCCUCCAACACUUAUCAACCGACAGAUAUAUCCUCACUUUAUCUUCCAGAGGGUUUUGAUUUAAGUUUAUCCGAACUACAGAUCUAGUAAUCGCCCCACAUUUGUUACUUCUUUAGCUUCCAGACUUUUUUUUUGCAAUUUUUGUGCUCUUGAAGAAUAGUUUUCUAGUCUUUCUGAAGGUCUUUCAAAGUUUUUCUUUUGACAUUAGCUGCUUUUUCAUUCAUUUUCAGUCCUUUUUGUUCACUGAAGCCUCAUCAGAAAUGGUCUCAGUGGAAGGGUGGCUGUCAAGAAAGCAUUCUGAAGAAAGGGAAACAUGGAGGAGAGACUGUCGGAUUAUACAAGAAAUAGACUGAAAAUCAGUUGCAACAGGUCUCAGAGAGUGAUUAAUCCAAGUGGGAAAUUUGUGGUUCAAGACAUCUUUGAUGUGUUAGGAUAGCGAGGGACAACACUGAGUGUCUUCGGCCAUCUAUAUGGCAUGGUGGGGGUUCUGUCUAAUUGGUAACAGCUUCAUUUUUCAGCAUGAUAAUGAUCCCAAAUACUGCCAGUGCUGUAAAAGCAUAUCAGCAUAGAAAAACACACACUGGUUCGCAGUCAAACACAAUGGCCUCCGCAGAGCUUGCAGUGUGUGCUUUCUUCUUUGAAUGUCCUUUAAGAAGCUUGGAGAACUAUAUCUGAAGGCUACUUAAAGAAAUGACGAGAAAGCUGCCUAAGAGAGCUCAGACUGUGUUGAAGAAUGGAAGCGAUCGUACCAAAUACUGAUUUUCAAUCUCUGCACCUACUUUAUAUUUUCCAAAUAUAUAAAGAAAUUAGUGGCGGCUUAGGACUUUUGCACAGCACUGUACAUGCCUAAAUGCAGUGAGUUGCAGUUAUCCGACUGGGUAACAGGUAUGCCUAAUAAAAGUGUUUGCCUUUUAUUUAUUUAUUUGCUUUUUUCAUUAAGUUCAUUCUCAUUUUUUUUACAUAAUAACUCUAAAAGUGCCCGCUAGGUAAAUGUUUGCCUGUUUUGAAAUGAACACAGAUUCAUUCUGAGCUACUGUAAUAACACCGGGCCAAGGGAGAUGGUGUUGGGCAAGUGAAGUAGUAGUGGCAGCGGUCUAAAUUUAGUCGCCCUCUGCUUGUGAACUAAAUACCAAUGACAACAGACAAACUGACACCCCUCCACCCACCCACUCAUUCAGUCACUCACAGGCUGCAGCCCCUACUUGCUGCCCUCCCCAACACAAGCCUCAGUAACGGGGAGCGUGAGCGCCCACACGGGUCACACUACCCGGUCUGACCUCACCUUUCUUUCCCCGAGGAGACAGGCACAACUUGAGACAACCCCCUGAGGGUCCUUCAGGACAGCCAUGUCACAGUUCUCCACCAUGACAACCAGAGAGAGGAAAAUGCAGGCAGCAGCAAUCUGCAGGGAGGUUCAAGCCCAAGAAGAUAUAGAAAUGGAUCUGGGAAAGAAGAUGAGUGUGCCUAAGGACAUAAUGCUGGAGGAGCUGUCUUUCGCCUCCAACCGGGGCUCCCGUCUCUUCAAAAUGCGUCAGAGACGAUCAGAAAAAUACACUUUUGAGAGCAUCCAGAACCAAAACAACACACAGCUGAAUAGCAUUGCCAUCUUCCAAACUGAGACUGGGAAUACCACUGACAGCCACAGCGGCCAGAACAACGUAGGUGUUGACCAGCCACCGAAAGUGACAUGUGACACAACAACUAUGGAAAUGGUGCCAGAUCCCACCAGCAUUGCUCCGGGGUAUGGAGGUCCUUUGAAAGACAUCCCUCCGGAGAAGUUCAACAGUACAGCUGUGCCAAAGUCCUACCACUCACCCUGGGAGCAGGCCAUCAUCAAUGACCCUGCCUUGGCUGACACUCUCAUCACCCGCAUGCCAGAGCUGGCACCUCAACAAGACCUGCCAGGGUACAAAAGCUUCAACAGGGUGGCAACCCCUUUCGGUGGUUUCAGCAAAGCACCCAGGCCUGCUCCUGUCAAGACCCUUCAGGUAGAAAUCCUCCCAGAGCUCCCGGAGCUCCAAGGGGACACCCCGGUAAUUCGACCCUCCUUCAACAGAGCUGCUCUGGGGUGGGUGUCUACGGGUGGUCCAGUCCCCCUCCCUAAUGUUUCUGUCGAGAAUGCGCUCAUCCCUGAGUCAGAAGACCUUUGAACCCGUGUUGAAGUCACACAGAGAUGCUGUCUACUUAGUUGCUUAACCUGAGGUUGUUGUUUGUGGAGUGAUGCUGGAGUCAGAACAGAGCAUCCUGUUGGGUGUUGCUGGUUCAAGUUAGCGUGUAUGUAGCACCCUUUGGUCUUUCCACUGAUGUUAACUGUUGCACUGCAGGGAAUAAUUUAAAAAAAUCACUGUGUACAUUAGACAGGCACACUACUGAAAACUGUUGUAUAUUGAUUUUCAUAAACAGAUUUUAUCUCACAUUUUUGCUCAAUAAAGUGGCGUACAAUGAUCAAAAAUCCAA
Maylandia zebra (zebra mbuna) is the source of this 2973-nucleotide messenger RNA. It is a transcript of the gene myoz2a, whose product is annotated as myozenin 2a. Gene Ontology annotation, cellular component: Z disc; actin cytoskeleton. The record is from RefSeq and is a predicted model, not a curated record. Gene Ontology annotation, molecular function: actin binding; FATZ binding; telethonin binding. NCBI's taxonomy places the organism in Eukaryota, Metazoa, Chordata, Actinopteri, Cichliformes, Cichlidae.